CGUUGUACUUCAUUUACAGCUUGGAUGAAAAUGAUACCUUGGGUUUAAAGGCUGUGGAACGUGAGCUGUUUGACCUCACUUGAAGCCUCACAGCUAGUCUCACGAAACUCGAGAAGUUAGACUCAUUUAGUCCGUCGCAGUUCGUUGUCGUUGACGAUUUCACAUUCAGAACUGAGCAUUAAAAAAAGUGGUUUGGACUCUGAAGUAUACUCAAUUGUAUUCCAUGGCUUUUUGGAACGUUUUUGAAUGGUUUUUAUUGCUCUUUCUGGUGAGCCAAAUACCAUUACAAGGAGUAGCCGCUGGCCGGUAUAGAAGACAAUGGUUGGUACCAAGUUAUGCUGGCAGUUCCAUUGAAUUACAAUGCACCUUCCAGAACCCCAAACAGACGGUCACCCUGUGGCACUUUGCGGGAAUGAACUUUAUGCGUCGAAUCAAACCCAAUGGGGUCACAGUAGAACAGUAUGGACAACGCUUCGUACUCCACAGCAUAACUCGUGUGAAUAAUGGCAUGUACAUGUGUAGGGAAGGGAAUGCAAGAGUUCCUCUGGGACAAGUGUACGUGAUGCCUGCUGCAAUUAAAGAUUCUUCUUACCCUACGAUACCCACUAAACGUGUGGUAGUGACAGGUUCAGAGACGAGUAAAGAUUUGACUUGUACAGCAAAGGGACAACUGAUUUCUAGUGUGUUUUGGUAUAAAGGUAAGUGGUAUAAAAGACAAAAUCAUUAAAAAAAACCACAUGUUCAUGUGAACUGAAGAU
This is a messenger RNA of Actinia tenebrosa (Australian red waratah sea anemone), 758 nucleotides long. RefSeq lists its product as uncharacterized. Gene Ontology annotation, cellular component: plasma membrane; extracellular region; signaling receptor complex. Gene Ontology annotation, biological process: cell surface receptor protein tyrosine kinase signaling pathway; protein phosphorylation; positive regulation of kinase activity. Gene Ontology annotation, molecular function: transmembrane receptor protein tyrosine kinase activity; chitin binding; ATP binding. The record is from RefSeq and is a predicted model, not a curated record. NCBI's taxonomy places the organism in Eukaryota, Metazoa, Cnidaria, Anthozoa, Actiniaria, Actiniidae.